CAUAUACUAAUAAACGAAAGGCUGAGGAGGAAUACAUUGUGAUUGCACCUAAGCGUCACUUUGCUUCUGCUAAUGAGGCUUAUCCUGAUUUUAAUUUCUAUGUUGAGCCUGAAGCUGAAGUCAAAAAAGUGGCAGAAUUACUCCUUGAAUGCAAAUUCACCCUCUUGUUUGGCCAUCGACAAAGUGGCAAGUCUACGACUUGUCAUGCAAUUCUACGAUGGUUCUACACUCAUUUGGAACAAAUUAGAGAAGCUGGCUUUGAUCCACAGGAAUUAGAGAUAUAUUUUGUGACUUUCAAUGCCAAUAUUCUUGUUGGUAGCAGGCGUGACAUGUUCUGGAAGAGCAUAUGCAAGAAAUUCAAGCUUGUAGACAAUGCCCGGUUCAACUUUGAUAAUAGCCAGCAAUCCUCAGGGAACACUUUUAUGAGAUUCUUUGCAAAAGACAACCCCCUUGUACAAAGCCAAGCUAUUAUCAUCAUUGAUGAGGCUUCGCGUCUGACCAGCAAUGAUGAUGAAGCCACUAUGGCCAUUAUUACUGAAUUCAUUGACUCGCUGCGGACUCUCAAGGGUGAUCGUGAUAAUUUUCGCCUCCACUCUCUUUUACUAUGUGGAACCGCAAACAUUAGGGACCUCCUGCUUGCUCGCCAACGACCUGGCUCUAUGUCCUCAAUUUCACCAUUUUCAGAAGAAGCAAGCUUGACAUCCAAUCGAUUUACUGAAACUGAAGUCCGCGCUCUUUUUACUCAGUUUGCCGACACUAAUAAUACGGCGUUCGAUAUAGUCAAUAUCGCAGCAGAUAUUUUCGAUCUCACUCUUGGCCAUAAAGGUCUCGUUGGCGCUUGCGGCGAUUAUAUUCAAAAUACAUAUGAUUAUAAUAAUACUCCCAUUAUAACGCUCGAUGAUUGGAAAAGGCACACUCCUGUUAAACUGCUAAAUCGCAUACUGCAAUUGUCAAC
Messenger RNA from Paraglomus brasilianum, 955 nucleotides. The record is from the annotation of a GenBank genome assembly. Lineage: Eukaryota; Fungi; Glomeromycota; Glomeromycetes; Paraglomerales; Paraglomeraceae.